Penicillium concentricum is the source of this 306-nucleotide messenger RNA. RefSeq lists its product as uncharacterized. The transcript is spliced from 2 exons. Bases 1 to 306 code for a protein of 101 amino acids. Lineage: Eukaryota; Fungi; Ascomycota; Eurotiomycetes; Eurotiales; Aspergillaceae. The record is from RefSeq and is a predicted model, not a curated record.
AUGGUAUAUAAAGCUGGUGAGGGAACGCUGCGGAGAUUGUCCAACACCAACUCCUAUCAGAAGCAUUUUCUGCCUUUUUCCACCACCUCAAUGUCUACCAUGUUGCCUUGGAAUCCGUUUAUUAUUUGUGAGAUAGAAGUCAGCCCCAAUGGCGGUCCUGGCUUCUAUUACGGGAUGACGAAAAAAAGACUUGAAGACACCAAGAUAGGCCAUCAAAAGCUAAACACUGUCGCCCUGUCAAGUUUGCAAUCCAAGCUCUGUGUAAGGUGGCGUAGGCAACGACAGGCCGAUGAGGUUGGCCAGUAG